UCCCUACAUUCAUUUCCCCCAGCUAUAUAUAUUUCUCUGCCAUCUGCUCUCACCUUAUAAAACUACCCCCACCCUCACCCCCUUGCCAUUCACAUGUUCACAUUCACAAACCGGUGAUAGUUAGACUGCAGUGACGGAACCAGAUUCGAAAGUUAAAAUAAUGGCGAACAUUGGUAGGAGAAAAAAGGUGACCGAUCCGCUAGAUGAUAAAGUAAAAGCGAGAAUCUGCGGUUCAGGCCGGUUCUACAAUCCGUUUUAUAUCAGCAGCGGGAGUGAGCACAGUUCUCAACACGGCGAUGUCGAGGAAGAUGAUGCACCUUGCUUAUCGAACCUCCUUUGCGGAUUUCUCGACGAGCACGACGUCAAACAAGAUCAGUCGUCGACAGAAAGCGACUCCGAUUCGGAAGAUGAGUGUGAUUAUCAGAUUUACGAUGAAAAUUUCGAGAUUUUGAGCAAGGCGAUUUUUAACGAAGGUACGGAUAAAUAUCGAAAUGUUUUGCUAGGUCAAGUUUCGAAAGCUGCGGAAAUAUUUUGGUUCGUAAAAUCCGAUGCGUCGCUUCUGAGACGUAACGUGAUGGCGUUUUUGCGAAGCGUUGGAUACAAUGCGGGGAUUUGCAAGACUAAAUGGGAGAAGUGCGGUGGAUUAACCGCAGGGACCUACGAAUUCAUCGAUGUUCUCCGAUCCGAAGACGAUAAAAUUAUUCGGUAUUUUGUUGAUUUUAAUUUCGCUAGCGAAUUUAAAAUCGCGAGACAAACGAGUCAGUACGAGCGACUACUAAGCGCGCUACCUAAUGUUUUUAUCGGAAAGAACGAUAAUUUAAAGCAGAUCGUGCGAGUAAUGAGCGACGGAGCUAGACGUUCAUUAAAAAGCCAGGGUUUGCAUCUCCCUCCGUGGCGAAAAAAUCGGUUCAUGCAGUGCAAAUGGUUCGGCAAGUACAAGAGGACCUCGAAUUUAAUUCCGGCGAAUACGUCGAAUACGUAUUCGCCGGUGAAAGAAAGUGCGGUGAAAUGUCGGGCAGUUGGAUUUGCUCCGUUCAUGGCUGCGACAACUCGUACACGAUAGGUUGUCGUAAAAUUAUUAAAUUAAUGUGGAGUUUAUAAAAUAGGUUAUCUUGCUGUGUUGAUCGACUUUUCCAUAUUUGGUAUGGAUUGAUGAUUUUAAUAUACGAGAAAAUUUGUUAAAGUACGCAGCAAAUCAACAGUGUGUGUGGAAGCACAAGAGUUCAGAUUCA
Messenger RNA from Daucus carota subsp. sativus, 1232 nucleotides. RefSeq lists its product as uncharacterized. Bases 161 to 1063 code for a protein of 300 amino acids. The record is from RefSeq and is a predicted model, not a curated record. Lineage: Eukaryota; Viridiplantae; Streptophyta; Magnoliopsida; Apiales; Apiaceae. The transcript has a single exon.